Messenger RNA from Thlaspi arvense, 2630 nucleotides. The record is from the annotation of a GenBank genome assembly. NCBI's taxonomy places the organism in Eukaryota, Viridiplantae, Streptophyta, Magnoliopsida, Brassicales, Brassicaceae.
GUACAAAUGAAAGACCCAAUUUGAAUCCAGCCCAACAAGGGAUUGUAAGAAAGUAAAGUAGAGAAGCCCAAAUGACAAAAAUGGUUUGCCGGCACAAUUUCUGAGAGACGAUGAGAAAGAGAGUGGUGUGAUGGUCGUCUCUGAAAAGCUUAAUCGGUGGUUGUAGUAGCUCGUACUGAGCCUAGAGACGACAGUGAUAGAUCUGAUAGUGUCAUUGCAGACACGUAGAAGCUUGAAGAUUGAUGAGUUCUGAGGAAAGAUGCCGCGAGAGUGAUAAUGUCCGUUCCGUCCGCUUAAAUAGGGAUUUUAAACGGGGGAACCAUUGUUGAAGCAAUCGCUGAAGCUUGCAAACGGCUGAGAAAGUCUUAGACUUGCGAUUCUAUUGCGAAUCAAUUUCCCUCACCCUUUCUAUUUUGCUGCCCCACUUUCACCACCCUUUAGUCUAAACUUGCUCGCUUUCAGAGUCGCUUCUUUUGCUGCAUUUCUCUGGAAAAAUGGCACCAAAUCCUCAUAUCAAAAAAGCCUGCAACGCUAUGAAAAUUCUUGGAAUACAACAGGCGAAAGUAAGACCGGUUCUCAGGAAACUUCGAAAAACUUAUGAUGAUAAUUGGGAUUUCAUAGAAGAUGACAAUUAUAGUGUACUAAUUGAAGCUAUACUUGCUCCUGACGAUGUCCAGGCCAUUGAAAGUAAGAAGGAAGAAAAAAAGGAGACCGAAGAUGUAGCAAUGAAUCGGGAAAAGAAGAAAGCUCGUGAGCAAGCUCAGCUUGCUGUGAAAGACCAAGAAGAUGAUAUCGAGGAAGAUGAAGCUCCUUUGAAGAGGAGGUUUCGCGGAAAACGCGAAAGAGGAUGUGACAACAACACUAGUCUUAGCUCCACGUCAAAGACUCCAAACAAAGAGGAUCCCAAGCCUCAAGAGGAAGAUGAAGAUGGUGAAACGACUGAGCUACCUCCUUUGAAGAGGUACUUCCGCCGAACAGGUGAAAGAGGGUCUGCAACAACUGUGCAUAACAAGGCAAGUCCUAGCUUCAGCAGCGCCAUGUCAGUGGAACCCAAAGAACGACCACCAGUGAUAUUGUUGCCAGCUGCUCCUGUAGUAGCUGAAAACGACUCUUAUGCCGGUGCACUUAUCAUCGUCGACGAUGAGCCCUUUACCGAUCAUAAGCCUAUGAUUCCAGAGAACUGUUCAGCUCGCGCUCUUGAGAUGAGGAAAUCAAACAUGUAUGUGAAAAAGCGGGAUGGAGAAACAGAUGUCACUCACACUCUCAAUGAUUCUACUUCGAAAACAGCCUCUGGCAUGGUUAAGGCGGGUGGUGAAAGUGGUGCACCUGCUAUUUCCAAUGAGUUGGUAGUUGUUCCUGAAUCUGAGAUCUCUGCACAUGGCUGGAGAGCCUUUAGCAACACAAAGGACAUUACGGUUGGUACAGAAAAUAUUGAGAUUCCAUGGGUGAAUGAGGUCAACGGCGAGGUUCCUUCACGUUUCCGCUACAUAUCACAGAGCGUUGCGUUUCGAGAUGCUGCGGUGAAAUCCUCGGUCUCAAGUUUCUCUGAUGAUCUAUGCUGCUUCUCUUGUAUUGGAGAUUGCUUGGUUUCUUCAGCGACGCCCUGCAGUUGCACAAUUGCAUACAGAGUAGAUGGUGUACUCACAGAGGAUUUCUUGGAAGCGCGGAUCUCUGAGGCUCGUGAUCAACGGAAACAUGAUUUUCAUUUCUGUCGAGAGUGCCCGUUGGAGAAAGCUAAAAACGAAGAGACUUUGGAACCAUGUAAAGGGCACAUAAAGAGGAAAGCCAUUAAAGAGUGUUGGAUCACAUGUGGCUGCGAUAAGAUAUGCGGUAACCGAUUGGUCCAAAAAGGAAUACACAACAAAUUAGAGGUGUUCUGCACACCGAAUGGGAAAGGUUGGGGCCUAAGGACUUUGGAGAGAUUGCCUCAAGGGGCAUUUGUUUGUGAGUACAUUGGGGAAAUACUCACGAUUCCAGAGUUAUACCAACGUAGCAUGAAAGGUGAAAGUAUUUGUCCUGUGAUGUUGGAUGCACUUUGGGGCUCUGAUGAAAGUUUAGAGGAUAACCAAUCUCUGUGUCUUGAUGGGACGCGUUAUGGAAACAUCUCAAGGUUCCUUAACCACAGAUGCCUAGAUGCAAACUUGAUCGAGAUCCCAGUUCAUGUCGAGACUCCAGAUCAACACUACUAUCAUCUUGCGUUCUUCACAACAAGAGUCAUCGAGGCAAUGGAGGAACUCACGUGGGAUUAUGGCGUUGACUUCAACGAUGAAGACUGUCUGAUGAAACCCUUUGAUUGUGUGUGUGGCAGCAGAUUCUGCAGGAACAUUAAGCGCUCAAAGAAGGCCAAGAAGGUAAUGAACAGAGCAUGAAGAAGAGAAGAUGUGAGUGAGGCCUUUUGCCUUUUUCUAGAAAGCAAUUUUAACAAACCUGACUUGGUUAUUUCGAGGUCAAACUCUGUGUAUAUAGAGCUCGGGGGUCUGUAAUUCUAAAUUUAUAAUGGUUAAGUUAAUCACCUCGUUUUGUUUUUAACUAAACUAAACUAAACUAUCAUUCAAAUUUCAAAGUACCGUGUUUAAGUAUUAGCUACGGAUCACUCUCAAUUUAUGAAAAAAUAGAAAAUAAUGAUUAUA